Messenger RNA from Mauremys reevesii (Reeves's turtle), 5286 nucleotides. It is a transcript of the gene CRAT, whose product is annotated as carnitine O-acetyltransferase. The coding region runs from base 201 to 2093 and encodes 630 amino acids. NCBI's taxonomy places the organism in Eukaryota, Metazoa, Chordata, Testudines, Geoemydidae. The transcript has 14 exons. Gene Ontology annotation, cellular component: peroxisome. Gene Ontology annotation, biological process: carnitine metabolic process, CoA-linked. The record is from RefSeq and is a predicted model, not a curated record. Gene Ontology annotation, molecular function: carnitine O-acetyltransferase activity.
GCUGCUCUGCUGUGCCCUCCCCUAACGGCUGCUGAGCCAGGGAAGGCAGUGUUGGCUUGUUACACUGUAUCUGGGCUGCUGCUGCUGCUGAAGUUACACUGUAGCUGACGGUCCCUGUGUCUUGCAAAGAUCAAGGCCGGGGCUGCUGUGUUUACAGGACUUUGCUCACUCAGGACAGUGGCUGGUAGCCAGGGUGGUGCAUGCACGGGGCUAUGCUGGCCUUCAUAGCAAGGAGCAUGGCAAAGCCAUCUGGCUGGCUAAAGCCGGUGGCCUUGAAGAAGCUCACAGGCAGAUACUUGGCCCACCAAGAGGGACUGCCGCAUCUGCCGGUGCCGCCCCUUCAGCAGACCCUGGAUCGCUACCUGCUGGCUCUGCAGCCCAUCAUCAGCGAGGAGGAAUGGACCCACACCAAGGGGCUGGUGGAUGAGUUCCGGAAACCAGGCGGUGUUGGGGAAAGGCUUCAGAAGAGCCUGGAGAGGAGAGCCAGGAAAACUGAGAACUGGCUCUCUGAUUGGUGGCUGAAGACGGCUUACCUCGAAUACCGCCUGCCAGUUGUGGUUCACUCCAGCCCUGGCGUGGUUUUACCUAAACAGGAUUUUGUGGAUCAGCAAGGCCAGCUCAGGUUUGCUGCCAAGCUGAUUGAAGGCAUCCUGGAUUUCAAGACCAUGAUUGACAAUGAGACCUUGCCAGUGGAAUACCUGGGUGGGAAACCUCUUUGCAUGAACCAAUACUACCAGAUCUUCUCAUCCUGUCGCAUCCCGGGCCCGAAGCACGACUCUGUUGUGAACUACGCCAAAGGAAAAAAGUCGCCCUUGCACAUCACUGUGGUUCACAACUUCCAGUUCUUUGAGCUGGAUGUUUACAGCAGCGAUGGGAGCCCCCUCACCACCGAUCAGAUCUUCAUCCAGCUGGAGAAGAUCUGGAACACCUCCCUCCAAACAAACAAGGAGCCAAUUGGGAUCCUCACCAGCAACCACCGAAACAGCUGGGCCAAGGCCUACAACCACCUCAUCAAAGACAAAACCAACAAGGAGUCAGUGCGUUCAAUCGAGAAGAGCAUUUUCACCGUCUGCCUGGAUUCACCCAUUCCCCGGGUGUCUGACGACAUCUACAAGAGCCGGAUGGCAGCUCAGAUGCUGCACGGUGGAGGCAGUCGCUGGAACAGUGGGAACCGAUGGUUUGACAAAACCCUUCAGUUUAUCGUUGCUGAGGACGGCUCCUGUGGCCUGGUGUAUGAGCACGCUCCCUCGGAGGGCCCGCCCAUCGUUGCCCUUCUGGAUCACAUCGUGGAGUACACGAAGAAACCAGAGCUGGUGAGAUCACCCAUGAUUCCUCUGCCAAUGCCCAAGAAGCUACGGUUUAACAUCACCCCAGAAAUCAAGAAUGACAUAGAGAAGGCAAAGCAGAACCUCAACAUAAUGGUGCAAGAUCUGGACAUCAAGGUGAUGGUCUUUCACCACUUUGGGAAAAACUUCCCCAAGUUGGAGAAGAUAAGUCCAGAUGCUUUUAUUCAGAUGGCCCUGCAGCUGGCUUAUUAUAGGAUGUAUGGCCAGGUCUGUGCUACAUAUGAGAGUGCCUCACUGAGGAUGUUCCGCCUGGGUCGGACAGACACCAUCCGCUCUACCUCCGUGGACUCUCUGAAGUUUGUGCAGGCAAUGGACAACCCUAGCAAGCAGAACCAGGAGAAGGUGGAACUGCUGAGGAGAGCUACGCAGGCACACAGAGCUUACACAGAUAUGGCAAUAAAGGGGAAUGCAAUAGACCGUCAUCUGCUAGGCAUGAAGCUUCAAGCCAUUGAGGAUCUAGUGAGCAUGCCAGAACUGUUCAUGGAUACAGCCUAUGCCGUUGCCAUGCACUUCAACCUCUCAACCAGCCAGGUCCCAGCAAAGACAGAUUGUGUGAUGUGCUUUGGUCCAGUGGUUCCAGAUGGCUAUGGAGUCUGCUAUAACCCUAUGGAUGACCACAUCAACUUUGCAAUGUCGGCGUAUAACAGCUGUGCCGAAACCAAUGCAGCCCGCCUGGCACAUUACCUGGAGAAGGCGCUACUGGACAUGCGUCUCCUGCUCCAAUCCACUCCCAAAUCAAAAUUGUAAGAAAUGAACCUGCUUCACAGCUCCUAAGCUUUAGGAGCUGUCCCAUGUGCACAAGAAGCUCCCAGCUCUCCAAAAACUGGGCAACAGAUGGGCUCCAUUAGGAAUCUAGAAGAGCACAUGGCACACAUCUCUCUGCAGAGAAGUUAAGGAGUGGUAAUCUCCAGCUAUCAGACUACAAGGUGAAAGGAAGCAUUGCCUUAUUCCAAGCUACAACUGACAGAGAUCCUUUCCCACAAUGUGCACCUUUCUUCCCUUGAAGGGAUACUGGAGCAACAUAUUUUGAUUGAAUUUACAGUGGAAAGAACAUAGAAAGCACAUUCACCCCAUCCUUCACUCUUCAUCCACUACGGGGAGUAUUCUCCUGGCUGAGUAGGUCUGAGGCCACUUGGAUCUUUCUGCUGUCUCAGGCUUUUGAGGGGUUGGGAAUAUCUUUUUUGGGCCAUGCUAUGCCUCCUGAAGUGGUGUCAUCAGUGCAAUUGAACUUUGGGGUGGGGGGAUAAAUGCCGUAAAUCGGAGGAAAUCCAGUCCUGUUAGGAUGCAUUGUGCUGCUUUUCUAGAAGUGUUUUCCUAACAUAACGUUGCUAGGGGACUGGUCUUUGUGCGCUUUCCACAGCUAGGAAUAGUCCCUUCCCCAUCCUUCUAACACCUGGGUCUUCCCUUUUCCUGCACUUUCUCCACUAACUGUGAAACACCAUUGCUACAAUUGGACUCACUUCCCCUACUCGGGCCUUUUUUUGUGCAUUUUAAGCAUAAAGUGAUGGAUUGCUGGCAGGUCUCCAUCUCAGAGCUUCAGGCUCUUCAAGUGGAGCCUCUUUGGCUUUCUUGUGUUGCUUCUACUAAACUGAUGCAUUUUAAUUUUUUUUUUUUAAAUGUGCAGGCUCUGCUGGCCUUGACUUUAUGCACUUAAAUAUUGUGUAGUGGGGAGGGAUGAUAUAGACCUUGAUGUUGUUUGCAGAACCUGUUCUCUUCAUUCUGCCCCUUCUCUUUCAAAUGGGGAAAAAACGAUGGGAACCAUGUUGACCUUUGUUACUUGCAAACUGAAAUAUCAUGCACUGCUUUCUAUGCUGCAUUUAUUUUAGUCUAAGGAGAUGCUGCUUAAGUAACUUAAUGAGCCCUUCUAAUCAAGUUUCCAAAAAUGCCUCCAGACUGCGUAGGUGACGUAUGUUGGAAUUGAAGGAAAAAAAGGCUGCAGAAUGACACUUCUCCCCUGCCAAGAUUCUGGUAGUAAAGAAAGCACAGGAGUCUACUCUAGGAUGUAUAGACUAUGUCUGUUCAUUGGCCCCAACAACCGCCUUUUCCAUAGGAAUCCGACAGCGCUUCUUCAGCAGAACCUGGUUUCUUCUUGCCUUAAUAUUGUUUAUACCCAUGGUGAUUUAUAAUUUCGCUCUUUCGUGGAAUAUAGUCAUGUCUGUGUUGGUUUGAUUGAACCUUGAGAAAGGAAGGAAUUAUAUAUUUAUAAAUGUGCAAUUUAAAAAAUAUUGUGACACAAGAAGAAAGGAAUAUAAAACCACCAAUAUCUUUCCUAGGGCUGCAUGUGAAACCAUUGACCUACUGCCAUUAGAGAAGAGGGUGCAUUGUUUGCCCCCACUGCUGCUAUUCCUGCAGUGGGAUAAUGGUAGUUCUGCAAGCCCAGAUGUAUGGGUACUGAACCAAGGAAUAGCUUGAGUUUGUAGUCUGUUUUAUCACAUGAACACUUGUCCAUAUCACAAAGCCACCCAACCAGUAGGGUCAUUGCUGCUCUUCUGGUGUUGGGUCUUGAGAGCAUUCACAAUCAAGGUGCCUUGGUAGAGGGCUGUGACCAAUUUGAAGUAUGUUCAUCCUACUAUUAUUGAAAACCUCUCUUUUAUGAGCACUUAGUCACCCCAUCUAAUUUUUUUAUUGAUGCAAACCUGCUCUGUUGUUUUAAAUUCAAAUUCCACCCCCCAACUAAAUAAUGAGGGGAAAGUUUUACUGAAACUCACCUGUACAGCUAACGAUUGUCCAAACCUCCAUUAAAAAAUUUGUUUAAAAAAUAUUAUAAAUGGAAUGAGAUGGUUAGAAAGCAAUGGGAGCAUGUAACGCAAAGCUCUGAGCACAAACACACCUGCUCUAGCUAUCUGAUUCUUCCACAAUGAAUGAGACUGAAAGUUACAAGAGGCCACCCAAAAUCUUAAUCUCUAUUAAUAUUUAUUAUAUGUAAUGAGUACUUACAUAACCAUUUAAGAGACUGCAACCUUCUAGAAGGAAUUGGAAUGGAUAAGGUCUUGCUGGGAUUAAAAAAAAACACUACUUUUUAUGGAGGCUUUUAUUCUGGAAGAGAUUCCUUUAGUCAGAGACAAAGUAAACUUUUUUUUCCUCCCUGUAUGUAAUGAGUCAAUAUAAUGCCUGCUGAUAACUGAUGUUACUCUACUGUGGUCUGUGGCCAGGGGAGACCAAAGACCAAGUGCCUUCAACCAUGGUAUUGCUACAUAUUGGCAUGUCUUAUUAUUACAAGGCUAAUUUCAGAAACUAAGAAUUCUCUCUCCCCCCCCCCCCCCUUCAAUAAGAGAGACAUAAUCACACAAAGGCAAGUGCCCACUGAAAAGGAUGAGAUGGAAGUGCACUCUGCUAAUAAUGGAAAACACAGGGGAUGGGUCUGAUUUUAUUCUUAAGUCAGAUUUAAAGCUGGAGUUUGCAUUGGCUUCCGUGGCAUUUCUCCAGCUGUGGAGCUGAGGUCUUUAUGUGCCAUAUGUAGGGAAACACAAAAGAUCCAGCUUGUGCAGUCUCUCUUCAGAAUUAACAGGGGAGCUGCUAUAUUACAUUACAACUGUUUACAGGGUUUUCUCUUUUAAAAGUGUGUUUUCUCUUGCUGUUGCCAAUUUCAAGCUGUGGCGAUGUCCCUCUGACUUCUCGACUUAUUUUUCAGUGACUGGUUAUUAUGAGUGCCAGAUUUGUUUGAUUGUUAUUAGCUGGUCACUUGCCCAAGAAGUGUCCAUGAUCUUAAAGGCUAUGUAAAAGUUAUGAAGAAACUACUGAUUUACUGAAUUAGGGAAAUAUGUAGAUUUAUAAUGUACAACUAAACUCUUGGAGUGGAGGUGUGGUUGAUGGCACAGCCAGUGACUUUACAUGCUCUGCCAGUUAAAUGCAUUAAAUGUUUUUUUGAUAAUGUAAUUAGUGUCCUGCAAGGAUUGGUGAUGUUCUUCCAACAUAAAUAAUAAAAGUAUAAAUGUUGCCA